This is a messenger RNA of Lodderomyces theae, 3711 nucleotides long. RefSeq names its product chitin synthase (gene CHS3). Bases 1 to 3711 code for a protein of 1236 amino acids. The record is from RefSeq and is a predicted model, not a curated record. Gene Ontology annotation, molecular function: chitin synthase activity. NCBI's taxonomy places the organism in Eukaryota, Fungi, Ascomycota, Pichiomycetes, Serinales, Debaryomycetaceae. The transcript has a single exon. Gene Ontology annotation, cellular component: cell periphery; cell septum.
AUGGCAUUUCAUAAACCCGGUGGAAGUCCUACACGUGGAUACACUGAAUUUGAUCCCGAGUCAGGUGACGGAAUUGGAAGAAGCAGAUCACUUGUCAGGCCAGAAAGAACACGUUUGGAUGAAAAUCACCGAAGAUUUCACUAUACUCAAGUGGCCAAUCAAGAAGCAGACCAUAUAAAAGUACAAUCAUCAAAUGGUCUAGAUCCAACAAGAUCAAACGAACUAGGUGGUUCAAGAUCACAUCUUUCUUCUUACAACUCAGACAGAUUUGCCAGUAACAAUCAACUUGAAGAUGAAAAUGAAGGUAUCCCAUUGAUGGAUAUUCAUGACUCUUCGCCACAAGGAAGUCCCAAUACUCAAGAUUUAAAAGGCGGUAGAGAAGUGUAUGGUUUAAAUGAUGAAAUCAAGGAUUACUCUCAAUCACCACUGAAAAGCAAAGUUAUAUCCAACGGUAUACCCAGGCCACAGGUUCAAGGUACUAAAAGUAGAAAAAAACCAACCAACAAGAAUGACAUUUAUUUCUGGAAAGUGUAUUGUUAUGUCAUCACUUUUUGGGCACCAGCACCCUUGUUGAGACUAUUUGGAUUGAAAACCAAAGAUCGUCAGUUUGCAUGGAGAGAAAAAAUUGGUUUGAUUUCGUGUAUUUUAUACAUUGGUGCAUUUGUGGCUUACUUGACUUUUGGUUUCACCAAGACUGUUUGUUCAAAAGAGAGCAUUAGAACUAGAAUUAAUGAGGUCAACACUGGGUACUUGAUUAUCAAUGGUAGAUCAUUUGAUUUAACCUCGUCAAAGCAUCCAGCUGCCGCUGGUAUUGGAGCCGGUUCCAAUGUGUUGUACCCGCCCAUCAAUGCUGGUGGUAAAGAUGCUUCAUUUUUGUUUCAAAAUGUGAAUGGAAAUUGUAAAAACUUGAUUGUACCAAGAGACAACUGUACCAUUCCUCACAACGAUGACAACGAGCUUGCAUGGUAUAUGCCAUGUAGAGUUUUUAGUCAAGAUGGAUCCGACCCGGUUAACAAUACCGCUGCAUACUACAAUGGUUGGGCUUGCCAUACUAGUGAAACUGCUCGUCAAGCAUAUUAUGGUUUGAAAGUUUCGGGUGAUGUUUAUUUCACUUGGGAUGAUAUCAAGAAUUCCACAAGGAACUUGGUUGUUUAUUCAGGAAAUGUUUUGGAUCUCAAUUUGAUAAAUUGGAUACAACAUGAUGAUGUCACCUAUCCCGAUCUUUUCAACAAGUUGCGUGAUGAUCCUACAUACAAAGGAAUAGAUAUUUCAUUGGUUUUGACUGACCCUAGUGAACGACAAGCAGCAAGGUGUCUCACCGAGAUUAUUAAGGUUGGAUCUAUUGAUUCCAAGACUAUUGGAUGCAUUGCAUCUGAAGUUGUUUUGAUUGUUUCGUUGGUGUUUAUCUUGUCUGUUGUUGUUGCCAGAUUUGUUAUGGCAUGUUGGUUUAGAUGGGUGACACUGAGAAAACAAGGUGCUACCGCGUAUGACAAUAAAUCAAUGGUUGCUCGUAACAAGGCUAUUGAAAAUUGGGUAGAUAAUGGUGCAAGUGGAGCAGGACCAGAAAUCAAAACUGUUCCUGUGAAGGCAAGAGCCAAUUACAAGGCUGCAAAGACCAAUAGACAAAGUAUUUUCCACAGAGCACAAAGGCUUGCUUUGGGACCAAAUGCCGACUUGUCGCAAUAUUAUGAUAACCCAAAUGCGCUUUCAAAGACAUUCAAAUACACCACGAUGUCUACUCAGGCUGCUUUGUUGGGUAAGAAUGGGUAUGGGAAAAAGAACUUGGGUAGUGGUGGGGCUACUGGUAAAAGUAGUACUAGACAAUCGACUAUUUAUUUGAAUGAUCAAGGUUCGUCGACAGAUUUAUUAAACCGUCCAGUGUCGUCAUACAAUCCAUUUGAUGGGUUUGAGGAAUCAGUUGUGCAUGGACUUUCACCUGAUAUUAUACACCCAGAUGUUGUACCUCAACCACCAGUGGAGUACCAACCAUUUGGUUAUCCAUUGGCGCAUGCCAUUUGUUUAAUCACUUGUUAUUCCGAGGAUGAGGAUGGUAUUCGUACAACCUUGGAUUCGAUAGCCACUACUGAUUAUCCAAAUUCUCACAAGCUCUUGCUUGUGGUAUGUGAUGGUAUUAUCAAGGGUUCAGGAAACGAUAGGACGACUCCUGAUAUUGUGUUGGAUAUGAUGUCAGACUUGACUGUACCAAGAGAUGAAGUUGAACCUUAUUCGUAUGUGGCUGUUGCUCAAGGUAGUAAGAGACACAAUAUGGCCAAAGUUUAUGCUGGUUUCUACAAUUACAAUGAUGAUACGGUUCCUCCUGAAAAGCAACAACGUGUGCCCAUGGUUACUAUUGUCAAGUGCGGUACACCAGAGGAAGCCAAUAUGCCCAAACCUGGUAAUAGAGGUAAGCGUGAUUCCCAAAUCAUUUUGAUGUCAUUUUUGCAAAAAAUUGUGUUUGAUGAGAGAAUGACUAGUUUAGAAUUUGAAAUGUUCUCGAGCAUUUGGCGAAUUACGGGAUUAAUGGCUGAAUUUUAUGAGAUUGUGCUAAUGGUUGAUGCUGAUACCAAAGUUUAUCCUGAUUCGUUGACCCAUAUGGCUGCUGAAAUGGUUAAAGAUCCCCUGAUUAUGGGUUUAUGUGGAGAAACCAAGAUUGCCAACAAGGCGCAGAGUUGGGUCACGGCAAUACAAGUUUUUGAAUAUUAUAUUUCGCAUCAUCAAUCCAAGGCAUUUGAAUCGAUGUUUGGUGGUGUUACUUGUUUACCAGGAUGUUUUUCAAUCUACAGAAUCAAAGCACCAAAGGGGUCAGAUGGGUAUUGGGUGCCCAUUUUGGCCAAUCCUGAUAUUGUGGAAAGGUAUUCUGAUAAUGUUGUUGAUACUUUGCACAAGAAGAAUUUGUUAUUGUUGGGAGAAGAUCGUUUCCUUUCGGCAUUGAUGUUGAGGACAUUCCCCAAGAGAAAGCAAAUCUUUGUGCCUAAAGCUGCUUGUAAAACGGUUGUUCCUGACAAGUUUCUGGUUUUGUUGUCACAGCGUCGUAGAUGGAUUAAUUCAACAGUGCAUAAUUUGAUGGAAUUGGUUUUGGUUAAAGAUUUGUGUGGAACUUUUUGUUUUUCUAUGCAGUUUGUUGUGUUUAUUGAUUUGGUUGGUACGUUGGUGUUGCCCGCUGCCAUUUCAUUCACCAUCUAUGUUAUCAUUGAUGCGAUUAUAUCCACGCCCACCCCAAUCAUGUCGUUGGUGUUGUUGGGAAUCAUUUUUGGAUUGCCUGGUUGUUUAAUUGUGGUGACCAUAUCAUCAUGGUCCUACAUUAUUUAUUUCUUUAUUUAUUUGAUUGCAUUACCAAUUUGGAACUUUGUUUUGCCAUGUUAUGCCGAUUGGAAAUUUGAUGAUUUCAGUUGGGGGGAGACAAGAACUGUUGCUGGUGGAGAGAAGGGACUGGACCAUGGUGCGACUGAGGGUGUGUUUGAUGCGUCAAAGAUUAAAAUGAGAAGAUGGAGAGAGUGGGAGAGAGAGCGUAGAAGUGUUGAGUAUGCUCCAGCUGGUGGCGAAGCUAUCGUGGGUGGUGCUGGUGGUGCUGGUGUAGGUGUAGGUCCGUAUGGUAAAGGAAACCUGCAAAACUUGUCUAUGCCUUCUGCAGUUUGGGAUCCAUCCACCAACAAUGAAAAGUUGGUUGACGAUGGGUUUGAGAGGGAAGGUUCGUCGUCAGGAUCUAGUUAG